Molecule: messenger RNA, 747 nt
Organism: Dioscorea cayenensis subsp. rotundata (Guinea yam)
Lineage: Eukaryota; Viridiplantae; Streptophyta; Magnoliopsida; Dioscoreales; Dioscoreaceae
Product: pathogenesis-related protein PR-1-like
Exons: 2
Coding region: 46-621 (191 amino acids)
Source: RefSeq, a predicted model, not a curated record
UCUAUCUUACUCCACUAAAGUAUAAUCAAGAAUUCAAGAAAGAUAAUGGAAUCCCUUUCCUUUCCAUCUUGUAAUAAGCUUCUUGUGUUUCUUCUCUAUGUAUCAUCAAUGUUCAUCAAAAGUAGUAGUAGUACCAACUUGGUUACAAAGUCUAGUAUCAUCAACGUUGACAAAACCAAGCCGGCGAGCACCAGAGCUCAGUUUAUGGCCAGCCAUAACGCUGCCCGGCAGGUUGUCGGCGUCCCACCGCUCGUGUGGGACACCGGGCUUACUACGUUUGCCCGUGUUUAUGCUAAUCAGCGUCGGAAAGACUGCUCUCUCAUACAUUCACCCGGGUAUGCUUACGGAGAGAACAUCUUUUGGGGGAAAGGACGGCGAUGGAGCGCAACUGAUGUGGUGGCUUCAUGGGUGGCGGAGAAGCAGUGGUAUCACUACAACAACAACUCAUGCUCGGGGCCUGACUGUACACACUACACGCAGAUCGUAUGGCGCACAACAGAACGGGUCGGGUGUGCCAAGAUUGUGUGUGACAGCGGUGAUACCUUCGCCAUUUGUGAGUAUUAUCCUCCGGGGAACUACAUAGGAGCUCGGCCAUAUGCGCAGCCAGAGCAGAAGCCCUGAGAAAAGCAAGAUGUAUCAGUGAAAUAUGUAAAUCAAAUAAAUGCAACUGCAUUCUUUGUAUACCAUGUAUUCGGUACAUAAUUUGCAUAUUGAAUUUGGAAUAAAACAACAAAUACAGUCUUUUCA